UGUACACCGCCCGUGCCCCAUGGCCCCACUCGCAGCCCUCUCUCCAUCCCUCCAUCUCUCUUCUCUCUCUCUCCACCUAGGCAAGCGAGCGAGCGGGACACCAUGCAGGCGGUGAGGCCAGCGGCGGUGGAGGAGGCGGCGGCGCAGGUGCAGCUGAGGAGGGAGGAGGAGGAGGCGGUGGAGGCAGCGGCGAAGGAGGUGGUGGAGGAGGAGGUGGGGCCUGAGGAGAAGGAGGUAGCGGUGGUCGGGGAGGAGAAGGCGGCGGUGGAGGCGGAGGAGGAGGAGGAGGAGGUGGAGCACGACGAGGAGACGGCGGGGGCGUCGGCCAAGAAGAACCGGAUCCAGGUGUCCACCAACAAGAAGCCGCUCUACUUCUACGUCAACCUUGCCAAGAGGUACAUGCAGAACUACGACGAGGUCGAGCUCUCUGCACUGGGAAUGGCAAUUGGCACUGUUGUGACUGUUGCUGAGAUCCUCAAGAACAAUGGCCUGGCCACUGAAAAGAAGAUCCUGACAUCAACCAUUGGCACCAAGGAUGAAUCAAAGGGACGUCUUGUCCGUAAAGCCAAGAUUGAGAUUCUCCUGUGUAAAUCAGAGAACUUCAACAGCAUAAUGUCCAGCAAAAAAUCGGACCGCCCCAAAUCAGCCGAGGAGGAGAUCAAGGUCUGAUGAACAGCAGCAUCUUCUUCUGAUCAGGGCCUCUCUGUCCAGAGGUUAACACCAUGCUUGAGACUGUGGGAGGCAGCAGAAUUGAUCUGGUUUAGUAGUCUACUAGGGUACCUUAGUCCUUGUCAAGGAUGAAAUGGGGUGUGUCUCCCUUUCUCUCCUUGCAAGCUCUGUCCAACUGAAACCUUCAAUUGAGCAACAGUUUGCAACUGCGUCAGUAUGAUGAUGAUGAUGACGACGACGAUGACGAUGAUGAUGAUGAUGAUGAUGGAAUGGAUGUAGAAAUAGAAUUUAUCUCGCUCCCAAAGUGUGGGACUGGAGAUCUCCUAUAUAAGAUCUUACCUUUUCAGUUUGAUGUUCAUUUGCUUAUGUAUGAAGGUUUUAUGUGAUUGUGCAGCUUCUGCUAGUCAAUUUGGAUG
Messenger RNA from Oryza brachyantha (malo sina), 1085 nucleotides. RefSeq lists its product as uncharacterized. Gene Ontology annotation, molecular function: RNA binding. Bases 103 to 669 code for a protein of 188 amino acids. The transcript is spliced from 5 exons. The record is from RefSeq and is a predicted model, not a curated record. NCBI's taxonomy places the organism in Eukaryota, Viridiplantae, Streptophyta, Magnoliopsida, Poales, Poaceae. Gene Ontology annotation, cellular component: nucleus.